This is a messenger RNA of Homarus americanus (American lobster), 6738 nucleotides long. Its product is annotated as YEATS domain-containing protein 2-like. Gene Ontology annotation, cellular component: NuA4 histone acetyltransferase complex. Bases 98 to 4192 code for a protein of 1364 amino acids. The record is from RefSeq and is a predicted model, not a curated record. Gene Ontology annotation, molecular function: histone binding. NCBI's taxonomy places the organism in Eukaryota, Metazoa, Arthropoda, Malacostraca, Decapoda, Nephropidae. The transcript is spliced from 12 exons. Gene Ontology annotation, biological process: chromatin remodeling; regulation of transcription by RNA polymerase II.
GUGGUGUGGCCAUGUGUUGGGGCGGGCUCCUGGACACCCGGAGCUCUCUCUUAUUUGUCACAAAAACUUCACACUGCUGUCCUUUAGAUCUGCCAAUAUGAUUAAUUCUGAAGAGGAAGUGUCUAUGUUAGGUGCAAGCAUGCAGGGCCAAAGCUCUUGUAGCAGCAGUGCUGAGAGAACCUCCCUCAAGAUGGAAGAUGAGGACAGUAGAGACACUUCACAGGUGUUCGGUUCAAAGAGGAUGUUGAGUAUAGAUGAUCCAGACUAUAUGCGUCCACCAGAUGUCAAGCGAAUGAGAGAAAUGCACAAAAGAGCCGAGGAUGAACUAAGUGAACGUGUGGUGAAGGUGGUUGACAAAGAAUUUCAUUAUGCCAUGACUGAGAAGCAAGCAGAGAUGGAAGAGAUUGAUAAUCGAAUUUUACGGUUGCAGCAAUGUCUACACACCCUCCGCUACUGUGUCUCCUUGAACUAUUAUGCUGUUAAUAAGACUAAAGAUGUUGAUAGCAAGCAGAAACAGAUGCUCCAUCCAGCAGUCCGGAAACACUUGGGGAAAGCACCAGUUAAGUCUGCUGGCAGUAGUUCCCCCUUCCCAAAUUCACCUGUAUACCAGAGCUUUGGCAGAAAUAAACUACCUCAUGGAGAAUAUAAAGAAAGUGUUGAGAAAGGAUCAGUAAAGGAAGAACAUGCAGAUAUGGUGGAAAGUGUUGAAAGAUUUUCAAGUGAAACUGAUAGAAUUAGCAGUGAUCAUAGAGAAAUUCAGGAGGCUACAGAUGGCAAAUGUAAAGACUUGUCAGACACCAUUGAUGAAGAUACUAAUAAAAAUUUUAGGUCUCCACGACCUCCAAGCCCAAAAUACCUUCCCCCUAAGCCACCAGACAACCCCCACACCAUAUUCCAGGGACGACACCAACGGUUCCAGAGCAAAAGAAGAGUGGUAGUGGGCAAUACUUACCAGUACUUAACUUCACAUGGUGAUGAAGAUGUCGGCGAUGCUCUGAGAUACAAGUGGCAAGUCUAUGUGAGGGCACCAAUGGAGGGUGAAGAUGUUUCUACCUUUAUCUCUGCAGUCACUUUUAUAUUGGAUCAGAGCUAUGCUCCACACCAUAUUAUCACACUCAAACAUCCUCCAUUUGUGUUGACUCGACGAGGCUGGGGGGAGUUCAAGAUUCAGAUAGUGUUGAGGUUUACAGACACUCGUAACAAGCAGGUGAAGCUCCUCCACCCACUGGUGCUGAGUCGACAGGAUGACCCACUUGCUCUGACAGGAUUAUGGAGGUUAGGUCAGGAGAAAUGGUAUGACCUCUGGGUAUAUGAACCAGGCUCAGAGAGGACAACCAAUAUCAGUGGAUCACAACAGACAACACAACUGAUUAUGAAAGAAGAGAAUUGUCCAGCUACUCUCGUCAAGGAACUGGAAACUGGUGUGGUGUCAUCUCAAAUUGAAGAAAAUAUCACAAUUGUUCACAGUGUUGAACAGAAAAGUACUGUUGAUUGUGUUAAACAGACAACUCCUGUUAAACAGGAAAGUGUAAAGAAAGUUAUAAUAAGUUCUGACAAAAACACUAUCAUUAAAAAUGUGAGAAAAAAGAUGGUUGAAUCAGUGGCUUCAUGUAAACAACUUUCCCUUAUUGGUACUCAGUGUGAAAAUGAAGUUAGUGGUGAUGUAAUUAUAAACAAAGUAUAUGAUGAAAAGCGUGAAAAAAUUAGUACAGUAGAGUCUAAAAUUAAACUUGAGGGAACAGAAGAAAAUAAGGCACAAGGACUUAAACCACCAAAAGACCAUCUGGGUGACAAAAUGACCAAUGUCAAUGGUGCUCAAGGCAAAGUUUGUAAAAUACACGUGCGACAGCCAGAUGGACGUCUGGUGCCAUACUACAUCCCAGCUCAUAUGUACUCUUUAGCUCUCAAGAUUGCUCAGGGUGGUGCAAAUAAGCAGGAAAAUGAAGUGGAUGCUCUUGAUAGCAAGCUAGUUAAUCAGCAUGGAAUAGUUAGCAAGCAUAAUGUUAGUCAAAAGAUAAUUAAGCUGCAUGUCCCAGAAAAACAGCAGAAAGGAGACACUGAAGGUUUUACCAUAAAACAAGAGCCAAGUGAAAUAUUGACUCAUCAAAGGGAAGGAUCAAAGGUAGUAACAUUAGAAGUAAAGGCUGAGGUUGAGCAGGACAAUACCAAAGUUUCUGGUACACCAAUAAAAAUUCUAAAUUUUUCUCCGAAUAAAAAUGCAGUGAAAGAUAAUGGGGGAUCAAUGAAUAUGGCUCCAUCAACCAGCGGUAUUCAGGGUGUGUCGAGACCAUCCCAUGUUACUCAGGGAAAUCAGACCAUAGCACGAUUAUCGACCAGCAGACUUUCUCAAAGACCUUUACAACAGCUUCUGGUGAAGGCUGCCAUUCAAGAUAAGAAACACACUUUAGUUAAACAACUUUUGAAUAAAAAGGGGUUGAAGGGUGGUGCUGGUGACACACUGCACAUGUUGCAGGGUCAAGUAACAUAUACUCAAACACCUGUAGGUUUAAAGUCAAACAUACAGGUAAUGCCACUGAAAAUAGUUCAGGAAGUAAAAAAUAGUAGCUCCACAUCAACCAGAUUUAUUCAGAGACCAUUAUCAACUGCAAACAUUAAAUUCAUAACCAAUAAUGGGCAAUUGAUAUCAGCAGGUAAACUCGCCAAAGGGAAAACUUGUUCAGAUUCCAGUCAAGUAACUUCUAGUAUGAACAUGGCCACUAGUUCAGCCCCAACAGUAAGCAGUUGCAUCCUUACAACAUCAAAUAAUACUUCAGCAUUGACCACAGUGCAGGGAAGCCAACAAGUUGCCGGGUCAAGUGGUCUACAGCUAGUAACAAGUAAAGGAAAGAUGACUCCAACACAGCAUCCUCCAAUGAUAGUUUGCAGUAACGCAGGAGACACGGGGACAGUACUGCAAAUACCACCCUUUGUGGUCAGAGGUAUGGGAAAUGAUGGUGCAUUAAAACCUACAUCAAACUCAGUGAAGUGCACACCCAGUAAUGCAAAAAAUAUGACUGCAGGAGUGUCACUUCUACGAGGUAUCACCAUGGCAACAUCUCCAACAGUAUGUAGCUUGCUCAAACCCCUCACCAAUACCACAAAUUCUGGGGUCACUUCUACCACUUCUGUUCUCAAUAAUGUGCAAACGAAGGUUACAAGUAACUCGCCUGUUAUUAAGAGCCUUUCUUUUAAUGCAUCUUCUGACAAGACAAACAUAGCAUUUGUAAAAAUGGAGACAGUGUCAGAAGACAGAAACAAGGAGGAGGAUGGAAGUACUUCUCAGGAAUGGGAGGAGCGGGUCAGACAGCUGGAAGCAGUGUGCAAAAGAUGUACUUCUACUGACAAGUGUGUGUAUGUUUGGGUGAGAGCAUUGCCACUGGAUCAACACCAAUAUAAAUAUUCCCAAGUGUUACCCUUUUGUGCCAAAUCUCGCGAAGAAUUUCUGUGCUGGCCAUUGGGGAAGCAGCGUGCUGCAGAAUUCCAGAGAGCACGAGAGGUUAAACAUCACCUUGAUCAGUACCAAGUUAGUAGCAGAGAAUCGUGGAGUGUGGGCAGGAUAGUAGCUUGGGCUAGGCGUCAUGCCCACACACCUACACCACCCAGAGCUCCACUACGCACAGAUCAAUUUUCUUUAUCUGUGAGCACAAAACCUGAGAAAACCUUAUCAUACUUGGGCAAUCUAGAAAAAUUGGUGCAAGAUGUUGAUAACUGUAUGCCAGUGAAUGGCCAGGUUGGACUGCAAGAAGUUGAUGUUGUCACUAUUGAUGAUGAUGUGAAGACUUCAUGUGGACACAAGUUAUCAGUUUCUCCUCAGAAAUGUCCACUGGAAUUUGUGCCUUGGGAAGACUCAGAAAUGGUUAGUGGGUGUGAAUGGGUUGGGCAGCAUACCUCACAGCUCAGGCUCAAUCUCUCAACUGAAGAAGUUCUCACAGGCUACACUGCUGAUGUUGCUCGGGCUACUUCAUGGAGGGCGAUGCUAUGCCUAAUGGAAGACCUGUUACGAUCAUCCCAUUGUGAAGCUUGGGGAGAUACUCUCCAUCCCACCACAGAUUCUACUUUAGUCCCUCCUCAGGAGAUUACUCUACAUCAUGUCCUCAGUGCUCUCACUAAUGCUCGGCCAGAAUUUGAUAUUUUUACUGAUUAUGGAUUGGGAACGCCAAUAGAAACUACAUGUAUUAAUAAUGCACAAUGAAAAGGUACUCUUUGUUCAUUGAAUGUGGGAAAGAUAUUCCAUACUUAUGGAUGAUACAGUUUUUUUGUUGAUCUGCUUCUGUACUUCAUGAAACCUGUGAAUUAUUAGGUUUGGUACAGCUAUUACAUAUCACUGAAGAUAAACUGAUUGAUUACCUGAAUAAUUUAAGUGAUUAAUGAACUUGCCUAAGGACAGCAAUAAUUAUGGUACAUAAUUUUUUUAUUUAGUAAGUGGCCUGUCUUGUUCACUUUUGCCAUGCAGAAGAAUUUAAUAAGUGGUUGUUGGGCUGACCAUAAUUCUGUUGCCCAUGUAGAGUCAUACGGAUGAUGGUAGGCUGACAGAAGAAUCAGUGCCCUACUUUAUGGACAAGAGGCAAAGUUUAUUCCAUUUGAGUCAACUUUCCAUGCAAUAGGAAUGGUGUGUUUGAUAUCAAUGAAUAGAUGUGUUUAUAAGGCUCCUCAUAUAAUCAACUCUAAGUUGCUUUCAUGACAUAGUUCUCCAUUCUGCUGCCUCAUCGUCAAUUUUAAUGUGUUCUUAGCCACAUAUCUUCCUGUGUUAAUAUAAGCCACCAUACAUAUGUGUUUGAUGACAUGAAUUUCACUUAACCAUGACAUACUUGAUGGUAAUGUAUCAGUUAUUCCUUGCCAUGACCAAAAAAAUUUAAUAAAAUUUAACCCUGGCCAUGAUGAUGUAUGUCAAAAGACAAAUUAUUCUUGGUUAUAACAUAUUUUUUAUUAACUUAGAUUAACCUUGGUCAUAAUGCAUGUUUUCUGAGGUGGAUUCAUGCUAGUCAUAUUGUGUUUGCCACGCACCACAUUACAUAUAAGUUUAUGUUAUUUAUUACUUGUAAUCCUGGCUCUGGUACAUAUGUGUUGGGUGAUAUGAUUGAAGCUAGACAAUAACAUGCAUCUUUAGUUACAUAGAUGAGGUUGGCCAGCAAAUGGAACAUGUAGGUAUAUGGUAAUAUAUCAUGCCUAAUCAUGGCAUAUGUAUGAUGAUAUGCCAGACCUCGUGAUGGUUCAUGUAUGGUGGCAGGUCAGGCCUAGACACAGUGUGUAUAUGGUUAUUUGUAUGGUAUAUUUAUAGAAUAUGACUUUUAAUGUCUUGAUAGAAUUUUGGUCACAAUUCAUGCAUGAGGUUUUUAAUUCAUAAUUGUUGUUUUUUAUGUAAAAACCUCACCACUGCUUAUUCUGGCAAAUGUUAAUAUGUUUUGACUUCCCAAAAUAAUUGUAAACAAACUUUUAAAGACCUGAUGCAAAGUAGCUAAUCUGUAGCUUCAUUAAUUAUAUUUUGUAAUUAAAUACUCUGGCUAACAUCAGCAUAUAAUAAGAGUAUUCAGUGGCAGUUUAAAAAGUUGGUAAGUGAUAGUAUUAUCUGAUAUGAGUUAAGCUGGAACUUAAUUUGUAGACUACAGUACUUGUGGUGAGAUACAGCUUGCCUUAAUUUUAUGUCAGUUUUACAGGUUCACUCUCGAUUGUUUCUUAUUGUAACUUAAACGCACAUACAGUAUUAAUGUAAUUGUGAAAAGGAAAUUUUAUAGCCAGGGCAGCUAAGAACUUGUUGUAUGAGAUGCUCUUGAUUGUUGGUAUGAAUAUAAAUCAUUAAAUUCCAGAACUAUCUGUGAUAUUGUAGAUAUGAUUUUAAAAAGUUGUUUUGGAAAUCUUUAUAAUAAAUAAAUAAAAUCUCAGGGUGUAAUUAAAGUUUCAUUACUGCCCAUGUUGAAUGUAAUUAUUUGAAAAACUAACAUGGGUCCAGAUAGUGAAAAUUCUUUGACAUUCACUUGUUUCCCAUUGGCCUUUGAGAAGUGAUUUGUUAAUCUGGACUAGUGUUUGUUACCACCUUAAUGACAUAUAAGCUCAAUAUGUUUUGUAUACAGAGGGUUUGGUUGCCUCUAUUUUUCCCCAUUGAUAUUGCUGAUGUUCAUUCUCUAUACACUGCUGAGUGCUGUGCUGCAUUUAGCUCAUUGAUGAAUGAUGAAACACUACCAUACUUGUCAGUUUGCCUGAGUUCUACCAUCCUUUCCAUUGAUGCUGCUGAGACAUUGUACAAGAUCUUAAGCACCUUAGAUAGGCUGUGCAAGUUAUCAGUGCCCAGCAACCCAGGCAUGCCCAAAAUAGGGGCCAUGUAACCUAAUAGUUUGAGAGGAAAAUACAGUACCUAGAUGAGAAUUUGUCAGGUGCUGAGUGAACCCACCUCACUGCACAUGUUUACCCAGGGAGGUCUAUCAACAGGCUGCUUGUCAGCAGUGUACCAGGAUUAAUGAUUCAUGUCAGGUGCAGGCAAUUUAUCUCGACAUUAAGCUGUAACCAGUUGGUGUCAAGUUCUCAACAUUCCAAAGGAACCACCAAGUCGAGAGGUUGUAGACAUGAGGUGACAGGAGUUAUGACUUCACAUGACGAGUGUUACUGUCACUGACACCAGAUUAUGGAGGGGAGGUAAUAAGAGUAGAUGAUCACACCCUGCAGGUGUGAGGGGAAGUGACAGAGUUUUCACAUCACAUUAAGCCAUUUAUUGUGAGUUGAUACACAUUAAAUUUAAUGUUUCAA